GUACGAUUCAACAGCCAAUCUGGCAUCAUCAUAAGCAAAUCAUAAAUGCAAAGUGACUGACCCGGAUUUGUUCAAGCUCGCCUUUCACAUGUGCACAAGUGGAUCGAUGAUUCAAUGCCAUGUUGCAGACCUCAAGACCCCAUUUAUACCUUCGCCACCCUUCGACAGACUCGCCUCGAAUCCAGGUUUUCAUUGAACAUUUACACUCGCGCUAGCAAGCAACAUGCAUACCAACUCAAAAGAAAACGUCAAUCUCUCGUCGGCCUCGGAGAUUAUUAGUGCACUGCAUAUCAUCCUACGUUCGCAAGCAGUGGUUUGUCUAUGUGGAUGUACAGUAUCUGAUGUGUUAUUGACCAUUUACCAGAUGCCAGACGUUGAAACACCUUAUUCCCAAACUACUUCCCCCAAUUCCAACCACUGCGCAGUCGAGCUUAAAGACCAAAGCAUUAAUGCCAUUAUCACCCACCGCCAGCAGCAGCUAGAUGAAACUUUGCACGACAUCUCAAGUUUGGAAACAGUCAUCGACAAAAUCAACAAUCUUCACCGACAACUGACCGAACAGAAGGAAAAGCUCAUCUCGUCCAUCGCGUUGCACAAGCGACUCAUAUCACCUAUUUGGCACUUGCCAACUGAAGUCUUAUCCCAUAUUUUCGUUCACUGUCUCCCAGAAGACAAGUAUUUGUCGCCUGCAUCGAAGCUGGCCCCCGUUCUGUUGACCAGAAUAUGUCGUCGAUGGAGGGAGGUUGCUGUAGGCACGCCUAGCUUGUGGGACAGGCUAGAUGUGCCAUACGACCUCAGAAGAAAGCGGGAACUUCCCUUCUGCCUUGACGUAUGGCUCAAGCGAUCACGAGGACGUCUGCUCUCGUUGGCACUCACCUGUUGCUUUAGCUCCACCAUGAUUGAGCUACGACGCCUCCUUCAACCUUACAUACAUCAAAUCUCAUCAUUCUCUAUCUGUUGUCGCGUGAUUUCUGACAAAUUUGACCCCUUAUUCGAAGGCCUCACCGCACUCCAGGAGCUAAUAGUCAAUAGGCCGCUUACUGAACAAUGUUUCUCACUACUGCCACCCACUCUCCGCAGUUUCAAGGUCACAGCACCAUAUUCUGAGCUCAAGUUCUUUCCUUCGUGUGAGCCCGUAUGGGCUAACCUGACAAAUGUCGAGAUCCCCAUACAUCGCCCGGAUACAAUCCUCCGCUUGCUGCAGCUAUGUCCCAACCUCUGCUCGUUAGCGAUCCGCCUAGGAUUCGAUAGAACUGAAAUCUUUCAACCACUCGUGCAUGUCCGAAUUCAAUCCCUACACAUCAUCGUCGAUGUCAUUCAAUACUCGCAUCAUCUACUCGGCAAUAUUGAUGACUCUACCCCGAACCCUUUACCUGGCUUUCUCGAUGCUCUCUCACUCCCGAGUUUACGCACACUUGAAAUUUACGGUGUAUCAUGGCCUCAUCAGGAGUUCAAGUCAUUCGUGACACGGUCAAAUUGUCCCCUGGAGACGGUGGUUUUGGGCGCUGAAGCGGUGAUGAGACACGAGCAGCGAGCGGAGUGCAUUGCUCUUAUUCCUUCUCUUGAAGUUGUAGUAUCACAAUCUGAAGAGUCUUGAUCGAAAUCCUUUACACAAGGUUUUGUUGUUACCCACUGUUUCAAUACGAUCUCAAAUUUCAUCGGAUAUUUAUUUCUUCGCAGUUUUAUACAAGUGUUACACUAUGCUUCUCAUCAC
Messenger RNA from Suillus discolor, 1714 nucleotides. RefSeq lists its product as uncharacterized. The record is from RefSeq and is a predicted model, not a curated record. Lineage: Eukaryota; Fungi; Basidiomycota; Agaricomycetes; Boletales; Suillaceae. The coding region runs from base 224 to 1597 and encodes 457 amino acids. The transcript is spliced from 3 exons. Gene Ontology annotation, molecular function: protein binding.